GGCCGGACGAGGGUCAGGAGGGAUUGGGAUCAGAUCGAGGCAGAUCAGCCGGGACGGAGCUACCGGGGAUGGCGAGAGGGAGAAAAUACGGCAUUCUCCCUCCCCCCUCCAUGGUAUUUAAGGAAGGAGCGGGGGCAGAAAGCAGCCCCCGACGCGGGGCUUAACUUGCGCCAGGGCUCAUCCCACGCCUCUCGGCGCCCUUCCGGAGAAAGAGCUGAGGGGAAAGGCGCCCCUGAGCAGGUGCAGAGUGCGCUCGUCUCGCCGCCACGCUUCGCGCAUUGUGGAGGAAGGUUCCCAGGGUCACGAGGGCGGCCUUUCCCGGUCAGAGCCAUUCAUUUAUACUCCACACGUUUCCCUAUAGAAAUGAAGCGCUUCCCAGGCGUCACCUGAUGGGCCCGGCACUGAGGAGUUCAUAGUGCUGGGAAGGUGGGAAAAUGGGUCGUUAUUGUGCGGCAUCCGGAAUUAGAGGCCGGAAGCAUGUGCUAGGAAAUGCCGGGAGGAAAAUGGAUGCUCGUCCAGGUCGGGGUUGGAGCUAGAAGUUGACUUUCAUUUUUGGAAGGGCUGUGAGGUGGCUUUUUUUAGGUGUUAGGAGAGGGAAGGGCGUAAAGGAAGUUAAACAGCAAGAUUUGAGAGGAAAGAAAUGGCACAUCAUGUGAGUCCCGGAGCUGGAUGCAGUGGGUUGUGGGCUCUGGGACAUAAUGCUUUAUGUGGUUAGGGAUGGAAUGUUGUAAUAUGACUGGCUUAACCCUGUAUGCGAAAGAAGAUUGCUGUCAUUCGGGGUGUCUAGCUCACUGGGGAAUAAGCAUAGGAAGAGGGCAGGCGGGGCCUGGGAAAAUAAGUAAAACUGGCUUAAAUAAUGGGCCUGUAACAUACCUAGUGAGAUGUUUCACUGGAGGAAUAGUGGAAAUGAUACGUGUGUGGGCAAAUCGUUUGCAACUGUUCCAAGGCAGAGAGAGAGAGCUGAGAUUGUACAGCCACAUUAGUAAAAGGCAGAAGUACUUUUGCAGGCAGUAACAUGCCACAUCUGUAACUUUAAAAAAUAAAAAAGAUAAUUUGUAGUGUUAAUUAUCUUAUAGUAACUUUUGGACCCUCUGAGUGUGGGGCCUUAUGUCUUUUCCAGGGCUGUCUUUUCGAGAGGCAUGCAGAGGGCUUACACAUGCACUGUGCCCUAACCACCUCAAGCAAGAAUACUUUCUGUUCUGUUAGGGCGAAGUCAUAAACACCUGUUAUUUCCAGUCAGGCUUCCAAUGCCUAUUUUCCUUCUCUUUCUAAAAAUGAAGGGUACUACUGACCUUGCUAGGUGCUCUCCAGCUUUGAGGAUAUCUUUUUUAAAAAAGAUCUGGAAUGACAAGCUUUGUUCCAGUAUGGAGAGUGGUCUCCUGUUGGGCAUAGAGAAGCUGCCUCCACUUGCUGUCUCAUCUCAUUGUAGUUUGGGAAGAGAUACUGCCUUAUUUUAAUUAUGAUUUCCUAGCAUCAUUACCUAGGAAGGUUCAGAGAUGUCCUGUUGUGUUUCUCAUGUAAUACCCCCAUGGAUUAGUUAAAUUUGUGCCCCUGACCCACAGAUCCUUGUAUACUGUGCAAAAUAUAGUUUGAUUGCAUCUUGCAUACUUGUGCAAUUUCAACUGUACAUGGUUGAAAGUCAGCCAGUUGAAAUCCAGCAAAUUACAUGCAAGGGAGAGAGGUUAAAAGUUCCUUUUGCAAUGAGUUUCCCAGGUGGUUUUGGGUAUGUGUUUUUGCUUAUAUAUGCCAUCCCUGGAAUGUAAUCCCCGUGCAAGACACACUUGUACUGUAAAAUCUUGUGUGAACGUUUUUGUACACUCAACUAUAGACCAGAUUGUUGAAACUUGGUGUGGGUAGUUCAGACAGUGAAGUUUAGAAGGCAGAGAGGCCAAACCAAAAGGCUUGAGAAACACUAUUCUAGGUAAAAUGAAUUGUAAAUGAAAGAUGAAGAAACAGGUAAAACAUGUUGCCUGAAAGCUGUUAAUGAAAUAAAAGUUUAUUUGAUAUGCAAACACGUGCACUCAUAACUCCACUCAACAGUCUUGCAAUGACAAAAGGUGGAUUUGGAGAAAGGAACUGAGACAUUUUGCCUGCGCUCUUUAUUGGUACCAUGACCAAAUUGCUUCUACAGUGGUACCUCUACUUACGAAUAACUCUACUUACAAAUGUUUCUACUUAUGAAUUGAGCUCCAUCCGCCAUCUUGGAUGUGGUUUAGAUAGAAUUUUUUCUACUUACGAAUUUUUAGAUAGGGUUGCUUCGACUUAUGAAUUUUUUCUCCCAAUGCAUUCCUAUGGGAUUCGACUUACGAAUUUUUUCGACUUACGAAUGUGCAUUCGGAACACAUUAAAUUUGUAAGUAGAGGUACCACUGUAAUUUUGUCUUGAGUGAAGAACUUAAAGUGGUCAAGAAGGAAGACAGGCUCUGAUGACUGGUGCAAUGGCCUUGCUAACAGUGACUCAGUUCAGAGAUAAUGACAAAUAAUAGACAACUUUUUGCCAGAACCGUGGGCCUGUCCAAACAUGCUCCCAGUUUGGUCAAGCAAUAAUUUGUUGCAAAAUCUGAAAUGUGCAAACUGUUUUGCUUCCAAAUCAGAAUUGGAAGCCCACUUCAGACUAUAGUUUUCAAUUCCAGUAUUUAGGCAAAUGAUGCCUUUUGCAAGCAGUCAUUUGUAGGAUACAUAUAUACCUGAAAACAAUGGUUUAACCAAGGGAGCAAGGAUGGAAAUUGAAGCAUUUGGGAAGGCGUAUGCAAUCUUGAGGCUCAGAUUGAAAUGCCCAAACCAUGAUCUUCCCUUAUGUAAGAAUUGAUUCAUUGUCCCCAGAGAAUGCCCAUCUGCAGGUCUUUAGACAGACUUGUCCAGCCAUUAUCAAGCAAUAUGUCAUUAUGCAUCCAGAAAAGUAGACUUUGUUUUUUUUAACCUUACUGAAGCUAUCGUCAUAUAGAAUUGCAGCAACUUUCUCUCUAUUGACUAAACAGCCCCUCUAAAGGUAAGUCAACCUCCUACAUACCGUAGUUUAUGCUGAUUGAAAUCACCAACAUGUUCAUUUGGAUCCAGAGUCCUUAAUUGAAAGCAAAUGAAAUAAUUAGCUGUGUUGACAGAAAUACUUAUGUUGAGAGACAGUAUGAGAAUGGGAUGUUCUUAGCAAGCAUGCAUCUAUUUGUCACUUUAAAUACACUGGUUAUGGGUCCACAAACAGUCCCCCCCCCCAAAUAACUGCUUACCGUAAGCAAUCUGGAAAUGCAAUGCUAGAAAGGAAUAUGGCCUCUAGUUCCCUAACAUUGAUUCAGUUUAAGUGUUAUCCUUGGUUCCGUUCGAAUGAAACAUGCAUCUCCCUUUCCCCCCUUUUGAUCUAUUGUAAUAUCUGUCAGGUAGUAUCAAAAUAGACAUUAAAAAGCAAAAUGAAAUGGUUAAUCUGUGUAAAGGAAAACGAGUGGCAAAUAAGGCAAGUGAGAACAUGUGUAUACAAAAGGAAUUUCCAUCACAUUGUAGUGUGACCAACUUUCAGAACAUAUAGCAACAAGGGGCAGAUCUGAGUGUGCCUUUAAAUUCUAAAGAACAAAAUUAACUGAUAGAUGGAACAGGUCUGUGUAUGACACACGUGUCUUUUGUCUCAUAAGAAAUCCUUGCUAUAGUAUAUAGGCACUCUCUGCCCAUCAUUGACAUUUUGCUUGCUCUGAAAAGCUGCCAAGAGGUUGCUUGGGAAGGAACUGCUCUUCUACAGCAGAAAAAAAAAUCCACAAUCUCUGAUUUACCAGAACUAUGCUGUUUGCUUCUUGAAAGUAAUGAAUAUUCCUAGGAACUUCUAGGGUAGAAAAUAGCCAGCACAAGAAGGUAGUGGGACAGGCAGUUUUAAGUGCAACAAGGGCCGAGAUGAGGCUUCAGCUCUUAGCAACAGAAGCACAUUCAGGUAAGUAUCUGUUACCCCUAGUAAAUGAUACACAACAGGCUUUGUUGGGUGGGAAUGAAGCUGCAAUGUGGAUACAUAAUACUCAGUGUUUUGUGUUAUGAUGUGCAAUCAAGGUAUCAAAAGUGUGUGUAUUUGUGAGAGAGGGGGGAAAGAGAGAGCGCGCAUAUGGGGUCUUACGGGUUUAAGUACAAAUUUAGUGAUGCAUGUGUGAACUGAGAUAUGGUGUACAUUAGUGGUUCGCCAUUGGUGGUUUGCAGACCCCAGGGUGCCCAUGUAACCCCCCCCCCCAGGGGUCCGUGGCACCAAUCUGAUAACAAAAACUUCCACAGAGAUAUCAAAAUUUUCAAGUAGGGAGGGGGUCUGUGUCUUGGCUUUUGAAAACAGGGGGUCCGCAGUACUCAUCUUAUUGAGAACCACUGGUGUACAUGAUUGUGUGAUUGAGGAAAUUGAGAACAUAGGAAACUGCCUUAUAUUGAGUCAGACUGCUGAUCAAUCUACUGUACUGUAUUUCAGUAUUGUUUUACUGGCUGGCAGUGGUCUUGUAGGAUUUUGGUCAGAGUCUUUCCUAGCCCUGUCUAAAGAUGCCAGAAAUUGAAUCUUGGUCCUUUGCACACAAAAGGCAGCCUGCUUCUGCAAAGUGGUAUGACCGAAGGGACUACGUCUUUAUUGAAUUUUGUGUUGAAGACAGUAAAGAUGUUAAUGUAAAUUUUGAGAAAGCCAAACUUUCGUUCAGUUGUCUUGGAGGAAACGAUAACUUCAAGCAUUUAAAUGAAAUUGAUCUUUAUAAUUCAAUUGAUCCAAAUGAAUCCAAGCAUAAAAGAACAGACAGAUCUGUCUUAUGUUGUUUACGAAAAGGAGAAUCUGGCCAGUCAUGGCCACGGUUAACGAAAGAGAGGGCAAAGCUCAAUUGGCUCAGUGUGGACUUUAACAACUGGAAAGACUGGGAAGAUGAUUCUGAUGAAGAUUUGUCCAAUUUUGAUCGCUUUUCUGAAAUGAUGAACAACAUGGGUGGUGAUGAAGAUGUAGAUUUGCCAGAAGUAGAUGGAGCAGACGAUGAUUCACCAGACAGCGAUGAUGAAAAAAUGCCAGACCUGGAGUAAGGGAACCUGCUAUCUUUUGGGGGUUUAGGGAAAGAAUUUCAUCACAACAUUUCAUAAUUGAGAUAAGAAUUCCUGAGUUGAUAGCUCUAAAGGCAGAAAAAUGUAUCCUUUAACUCAUCUUCAACCUGUUUAAAGCAGCUUCAUUGAUGAUUGGUGCGUACCAUUGUUCAGGGCAGUCUUAAGCUAUGUGAGGCAAUAAUGUUAUGCGUGAAAGGUUUUCCAGACUUCCAAAAACAAAACAAAAAAAGCCACACACAAACAAUUGAGGUAUAGGCAAUCGAUAAAAAACAGUUGCAAUAAAAGGGUUUACAACGCCUCUUUGCCGCAUCAUCAAAUAUAACAAUGGGAAAACUCUCAAUUUACAGGAAGUGGUAAACUUGUACUUUCCCCCUCACAUUGUGGACAGCAGGUAACUUAAAACGUUUCAGAUUUUAUGCCUGGAACACAACUGGCUGAAGCAAUGUUUUAAUUGGCUUUCAAAAUUUAAACUGGUAACAUGCUGUACCUCUUGGGGUGUCUUCAGGGUAUGUUCCACUAACGUUUAAUGCUCUUCACUUUGUUGUAUUUAAUCACUAGUUAGUGUUCAAGAUAUCCUAGCUAAAACUAGCAAUCCCUUUAAAACUUAAAAUGGGUGAAGCCUGUACAUUUGGUUGUUUGAUCCUCAAAGCUCUUACAUCUCAGUAUGGAGGGGUUAGAGCCUGUACGUUGUUGCUUGUCAAUCUGUACAUUUAGACCAAAUUGUAUUUGCACUGUUGGUAUGAAAGCGAGUGACAAAAUGUUAAUACACUAUUGGAUCUUCUUUUGGGUUUUUUUUUUUGACCAGUUUAUGAUAAGCCUAAAAACCUCAAUUUGUGUUCAAAGCAGUGGGGAUUUUUUAAUGUCUACAUUAUUUCUAAUAAACUGUUGAAGACUC
Messenger RNA from Zootoca vivipara (common lizard), 5922 nucleotides. It is a transcript of the gene PTGES3, whose product is annotated as prostaglandin E synthase 3. The record is from RefSeq and is a predicted model, not a curated record. Gene Ontology annotation, biological process: protein folding; telomere maintenance via telomerase; telomerase holoenzyme complex assembly. Gene Ontology annotation, cellular component: cytosol; nucleus. Gene Ontology annotation, molecular function: prostaglandin-E synthase activity; protein-folding chaperone binding; Hsp90 protein binding. NCBI's taxonomy places the organism in Eukaryota, Metazoa, Chordata, Lepidosauria, Squamata, Lacertidae.